CCGCCACAAACCUAUCCUAAAGGAAGACAAUUGUAUAAUGAAAUGGGCUUUAUGCCUUUCAGUUUCAGCCUUUGUAUAAUGAACGGGUUUAACGGGUACCCAUAUUAUCCAAACGGGUAUUUGCGAGUAACCCGCGGGUACCCAUUGUAGGAAUGUACAAUCCCAAGUCCAAACCGUUAAUAAUAUUACAGGUAUUAUGAGUACCCGUAAACCUUAAAAAAACGAUACGGGUAUGGGUAUACCCAAAUACCUGUUACCCGUUGCCGACCCCUAUUCAACUCCAUCUAUUCUAUCCAUGUCUGGAUCAUAGAUCCACUUAAGAACUUACCCUUUUGUGUAAAAGAGGGAUAUAAAAUAUAUAUUUUAAUAUUUUCCAACAACUCAAAUUACUCGUAUUAACUGUUUUAAUUAAGAAAUAUUAGAGCAUGUUAUGACAUAAAGUAGGAGUAGGCACGUGGGUUGUUAAUCCGCAGUUUGACAUUGAUCCACCCGCAAAUAAUCACGAACUCCAUUGAGUGGUGAUUGAUAUGGAUGGAUUGAAGAUUGAUAAAUCUCCUAUCCGCACUUAUUCGGGUGAGUGGUGGUGGAUUGCCCGAAUGACCAGCACCAUAUUUUUACAUGACAAAAAAUGUUAUUUCUUGUUUAUACUAUCAAAUAGUCAUCAUGUUUGUUUCCUAACUGCACAAAACAAAGACCCUUGACUUCUAAUGGCAGGGAAUAUAACAUUUUUGGACUACUAUUAUUGAUUAUUAUAUUGUGCAGUGUAAUUAGAUAUUUGGAUACAUGUUAUAAACUAUUGACUAUAUCAUAGUCGAAGAUGCGACAAUUUUCUAUACACAAUUGGCUUAUGGAUGUAAAGUAUGAUGCAAAUACAACACGAAUCCACAAGAUACAAAGCGGAAGUGCCUAAAUUGCUACUGUCUUACUAAUUUGUGAGGAACUUAUUAAAAAUGUUAGUCAAGUUUCUUAAUAGGUAGUUGGAGAUUUGCUUUGCGGAUUAACCCACAACCCAACUACACUCACCCGUCACCCACCCAACUCAACUCGAAGAAGAUUGUGGGUGGAUAGCCGGUCAUUAUUAUAUCAAUUCGCUAGUAAGAGAGUGGGUAAAUUUGAGACCAAAACUCAGCCAACACGCCCAAUGUCCACCCCUAACAAAAAGUUCUCGUUUUUGUAUUUUUCAAGACUCUUGAUAUUAACUAUUGAUUAAGCCCAAUGUAUAGCUGACCUAUACAUACUUCAAGUCCAUGAGUUUGCUUUUGUUUUAGAUGGCCUUAAAAACAAUGGUAUAUGAUCCAUAUUAGGAAUAACAAUGGUUUGACCCCCUACUAAUUUGACUCAAUUGUCAUGAUUUGUAUAUGUAUUGUGUAGGACCCAAAUAAACUUAUAUGCACUUUUAAUAUGGGUUUGUGUUUGGGUUGGGUUUGAAUAUGGUCUAACUUGAUCAAGUCAUUUGGGUCCGACCUUAGCUGUGUAUUUGGGUCCAGAUGAUUGUACACACAAAGACAAUAGAUGAUUGUACACACGAAGACAAUAUUGACCAUAUCAUUAACUGGAUUGCCCAAGAGUAAAAUCGUGGGGGCUUGGCCCAAAGCGGACAAUAUCGUACUAAUAGGUUGCCCAGUUACGACAAGUGGUAUCCGAGUCUGGUUCGGUUCGGGGCGGUGGACGUCAGUUUGGCGGAACCCUCAUUCGGUGACCUCAGGAUUUGAGAUCUGCGUCUGGUUUGGUGGAUCCAGGAGAGAUUCGCGUUUGGGCUUGGCGGAUCAAAGAGAGUUCCACAUUUGGGAAGCAGAUCAAAGAGAGUUCUGCGUCUGAAAAAAUCCUUGUAUCGAGAAGCCCAUCGAUACAAGGUGUCUGACGGAUCAAGAUAAUCGCUUAGGUGAGGACACGAAGUUUGUGGUCCUUGUCUUGAGGGGAGGAUUGUUAUGGGACAAUUCAAGUACCACAUCAGUAAUACACGGGAAGGGACCCUUGUAUAUUAGUGUCCACCAAGCUCAUUAGUACGAGGCCUUUUGGGGAGGACACCCAAGAGUAAAACCAUGCGGACUUGGCCCAAAGCGGACAAUAUCGUACUAAUGGGCUGCCCUAUUAUGACAAUUACACCUUUAAUUUUGGUGUUUUAUCUUUCUAUUCGUUUCAUAACAAAAAAAAAGAUAAAUUUUUUCUUUUGGGUAUUCAAUACUAUGAGUCAAGUUUAAACCCCAAUUAAAUUUUUUUGAAUAUAAUCCAUAUUAUCCUCUCUUGCAACAACUUGAGACCACAUGCUCGUGACGAGCUAAAGCUAUGGUUACAGUCCACUAUGGUAAAACCUAGGAAAAAUAGUUGAUGGCAUAUGCAAUAUAUGUUUCACAAUUCACAUGUGUCUUGAAAUUGUAUACAAAUUAUUAUACUACUACUACUAUAUAUGACGAUAGAAUAGAUAUACACAUAUAUAUCAGCCAGCGCUCACAAGUUUCCUGUGGGUUGGGGUUGGUUGGUUGGGAAACGAGGUGCUGCUAUGCUAAGUGCUAACUGCCCUGCUGCUGCUGCUGCUGCUGCUGCUGCUGCAAAAAGCGAAGAAUAGAGAAUAGAUGACGCCGGCCGUCAAAUAAUGUGUGUAUAUGUGCAAACUCCAUUUAAAGCUGCAACGCCUCUAACUACUCCUAAGCUUGGUUGGCUUUAUUCAUACAUAGGCAUCACGCCACAUCUCAUCUCCAGUCACUAUACAACGGAGGAGAAGAGAUUGCAAACUCGAAACUUUGUCUAUACCUAAUCUCUCUCUUUCUCCCCGUAUGCAUUUUCUCAUAAUUUUCCCUUCUUUUUUUUUCCUCUCUAUUUCUCCUUCACACUAAGCAAACAAAGGCGUCUGAUCACGUUAGUUACUAGGAUGCAUACGUUAAGAGGUAAAAAUGGGUGCAACAUCAGCCUGUUGUUGGAGGAAGAUAGGGUUUUCAGAAAGCUGUUUCAGUUGGGAAUCCAAAUGGAGAAUCAAGCUAUAAUAUCGAUCAAGUGAUUUUGCGGGUCAAUUAUCCAUCCGCAGGCGCCACCCCAAUUUUAUGGGUCACAAGGACGCACAUUCACUUAUCAUAUAUAAUCACCCAAAUAGGCAAAUACGUGUUAGAUUAUUGAGUGCAUUAUAAUUUGUAUUUGUUGGGUUAGAGUAAAUUUGAUGAUUGAUCCACCUAUUGUCCAUCCCCUGAUCCGAGCUCGAAUAUUUAGCAUAUAUAUACACAUUUAUUACGGGUAAAUGCCACAUUUGGUCACUGAGAUUACUAAAUCAUGUCAUGUUUAGUCACCAGAAAAAAAUAUCAAUUUUGGCCACUCGAAUUACUAAAUUAACAUGUCACAUUUAGUCACUCUCCCGUUAGUUUCUGUCCAACUCUAUUAACGGAGUUGGACGGAGGCUAACGGAGAGUGACUAAAUGUGACAUGUUUCAGUAAUUCGAGUGACAUUCCUAAAAAAAAAAAGUAAUUCGAGUAACCGGAGUUGGACGGAGGCUAACGGGAAAGUGACUAAAUGUGACCUAGUUUGGUAACUCAAGUGAUCAAAAUUGAUAUUAAUUUUUUCUAGUGACUAAAUAUAACACGAUUUAGUAAUCCCAAUGAACCAAAUGUUGCAUUUACCCCGUUUAUUACGAGCUAUCCAACCAUCACUGAAGAUUCAGUAAAUAUUGCUGAUGAUA
Linum trigynum is the source of this 3665-nucleotide messenger RNA. The record is from the annotation of a GenBank genome assembly. Lineage: Eukaryota; Viridiplantae; Streptophyta; Magnoliopsida; Malpighiales; Linaceae.